Molecule: messenger RNA, 1326 nt
Organism: Sardina pilchardus (European sardine)
Lineage: Eukaryota; Metazoa; Chordata; Actinopteri; Clupeiformes; Clupeidae
Gene: gpx3
Product: glutathione peroxidase 3
Exons: 5
Biological process (GO): response to oxidative stress
Molecular function (GO): glutathione peroxidase activity
Source: RefSeq, a predicted model, not a curated record
AAUAAGAGAGGCAACAAUAUUUCGGCGAUUCACUUGACACGUCCCUGGUGAGAGGAUUCUAAAGACUCCUCUAUCAUGGGGAGCCGAGAGAAAAAGUGGACUGUUCCGGUGGUUCUUUUUGGACUGCUUCAGUUGAGUUUUGGAGAACCUGAUUCGCAGGUCUGUCCCCCAUCUUCUGGCACCAUCUACGACUAUGGAGCCAACACUAUAAAUGGGUGUGAGAACAUUAAUUUCAGCUCGUAUGCUGGGAAGACAGUCCUCAUCGUAAACGUUGCCACGUACUGAGGACUAACUUACCAGUAUGUGGAACUGAAUGCACUGCACGAGGAGUUGAAGGGUCAAGGAUUCACCAUUCUUGGGUUUCCAUGCCACCAGUUUGGCCUACAAGAGCCGGGCGCAAACCAUGAAAUUCUGCCCACUCUGAAGUAUGCUCGCAUAGGCAAUGGGUUUGUUCCCAACUUCCAGUUGUUUGAAAAGGGUGAUGUGAAUGGUGUGAAUGAACAACCCCUCUUCAAAUUCCUCAAGAACGCUUGCCCACCUGUUGGAGAGGACUUUGGGGAUCCCACGAAAAGGCUGUUCUGGCAGCCUCUCAAAACAAACGACAUCAAAUGGAACUUUGAGAAGUUCCUUAUCGGACCGGACGGAAAGCCUGUGAUGCGGUGGUUCCCGAGGGUGAACGUCUCCGAAGUCCGAGCAGAUAUCCUGAAAUACUUCCACACACGCAACUCCCAAACACGCAACUCCCAAACACGUAACUAAAUAUGAAUAUGCUCCAUCUACUGUCUGACAACACAGAAAUCUGACCUCCAGCAACCAUUUUCAACAUGUCAAAUUCCAUUAUGGCGUAUACUCCUAAACAAUCUAAAAAUUAAUAGCGUACUAUUAGACGCAGUUUAUACAUUGAUUCUGCUAAAUUUCUUCAGUUAUGAGGUUAAUACACAGGAAAUUACUGUAAGUGAUAACAACCCCCUCCCCCAUAAAAAACUAAACAAAACAAAAAUGUAGAAAGUGUUAGAAAGCGAGGCCCUCUGUGUCCACGUGUGUGUGUGUGUGUGUGUGUGUGUCUCCCUGGCAGCAGUAGGUCGUGGCGUCGGUGUGGAGGGUGGAAGAGGGUGCCUAUUAGUGACGGUGAGGCCUGAAAGCAGAGACCCUGUGGGGCCUCACCUGAAGGACACAGGGCCAGGGUGGCUCUUCUCAGUGCAUUCAAGCCACUCUGGAGCCCCUGUGGAGUCAGGCCUUCUUCCCCAGUACCCCACGGACACACAGUAACUACUGAAGCCUUCAUGUAUUUGUUUCAAUCAUUAAAAAAAAUCCUUUUGUGGACAA